AUGACUGCAUCAGCGCCGGCGCCCUUUGGCUCUGCCCCCCAGAAUGCGCAAAAGGAGGUCCAGGCUGUCCUGCUCAAGCAGCGGCCGAGUCGGCGAAGGAUUGGCGACGUGCCAUUUCCGAUGAGGAGAUACUCGUCCGAGCUCGUUAAUUAUGACAACUGGGACCAAAUGUUCUUCAAGAGCUGCUAUGGUGGAAUUACUGCACACAAAUUCGAGCCCGAAAACCCUCCGCAGGUUAUUCUCGACCUCGGGUGUGGUGGAGGGAACUGGGCAAUUGAGGCCGCGAGGCAAUGGCCGGAUGCCCAUGUCAUUGGCUUCGAUCUCUUCGAGACGCAGCCCCGGCUUAUGGAGCUCGAUGCCUUCUAUAUGCGUUGCCUGGAAGAUGUCGGCCAACCAGUCAAGUCGUUACCUAUCGCGAACGAGCUCGGAACAGCCCGCAUUGAAUGGGUACACGGAAACAUGUCCGCUUUUCACGCGCUCGAUGGCCUUCCUUUUCCUUCAGACUACUUCGACUUUGUCCACAUUGCCAACAUCGGCCUCGGGGUGCCCGAAGACGAGUGGCAGUUUGUGCUUGAGGAAGUUUGUCGUAUACUCCAGCCGAGCGGCAUCCUAGAGGUUAGCCAUCGCUUUCCCGAAUUAAUACCAACACCAACUGAUUUGUUUUUUGCGUAUAGAUUGUUGAAGAGGAUCUUAUAUUCCCCUGUGCCCCCCCCUCAUGCUUCUCGACCGCGUCAGAGUCUGGCGCCACUAAAUCUUGAUUUCACCCGCCGUGAUCGACGCGAUUCGUCCACCCCUCCAAGCGCGUUUUCUAGUCGAACAAGUUCGACACUAUUUUCUGAUCUCUGGAGUUUGCCCGACUCGAUUAGUCCAGAUGAUACCCCUCUCCAAAAGAAACCGAGUCUGCCGACCCUGCCCGAGGGAUUCACCGACAACUCGCGUAACUCAAUACCCUUCGAUGUGGACGCUACCCUGACCCGCCGCGAUACCCUGUUCCAAAACGAUUUGGACUCGAUGAUACCGCAAACAACCGACUCCGGGCAGCACCCACAGGACCACCAGCGGUUAAAAUCAGCCUGGGAGUCGAUGCUUUCCCGCCGUUUCCUGGCGUCCAGCGUCACCACCGUGCUUCCAUUCUACCUCUCGUCGUUCUUCGAGAAUGUGCAGAGCCACCCUGCGGUGCAUAUCCCACUUCCACAGGGCUCGAUGGGGCCUGAUCCAGAUUCACGGAGUAGCGGAGAGUCGUUUGAUGCCGACCUGUUUGAUCUGGCCCCGUCGAGCAAGCGGCUGGCUGACCCCGAUAUGCGGUCGAUAAAGUCCCGCUCAACGGGCUCGUCACAGCGUAUUGUCCAUUCGUGGGGCCGGAUGCAUCUUGGCAAGGCAGUGGCGACAGUCUCUGCCUGUAAAGAGGCACUGUGGGCAGAGUAUCAAAAACUCUAUCCCAAUGACCUGCCGCCGACGCUGCAAACAAAAACAGCACGCCCGAGUGGCGUGAACAAGCUGCGUGCCCUGAAACAUUCGCCGAGAGAGGCGUUUGAGACGGACUGGAGCAACUGGGAGAAUGACAUGGCUGACCGAAUGUCGAUGCGCGCGACCGUGCAUUCCGAGUUUGGCUGGAAGCAGCCCGAGCCGUCACCCGAGGCGCGCACAUGGAAAAAUCAUGUGAUGUAUCACCGCGAGGAGGGGGCCACGACGGGGACGCGGUCGAAUCCAGAACUGUGUCGCCUGGUCCGUGCGUUUGUCGGCUGGAAACCCGCGGCGGAAGAGUGA
Mycena indigotica is the source of this 1767-nucleotide messenger RNA. RefSeq names its product Methyltransf-25 domain-containing protein. Gene Ontology annotation, molecular function: methyltransferase activity. The record is from RefSeq and is a predicted model, not a curated record. The coding region runs from base 1 to 1767 and encodes 588 amino acids. NCBI's taxonomy places the organism in Eukaryota, Fungi, Basidiomycota, Agaricomycetes, Agaricales, Mycenaceae. The transcript is spliced from 7 exons.